Harmonia axyridis is the source of this 8525-nucleotide messenger RNA. RefSeq names its product disco-interacting protein 2 (gene DIP2). The transcript is spliced from 17 exons. NCBI's taxonomy places the organism in Eukaryota, Metazoa, Arthropoda, Insecta, Coleoptera, Coccinellidae. Bases 580 to 7155 code for a protein of 2191 amino acids. The record is from RefSeq and is a predicted model, not a curated record.
GCGGCCGGGUCCAUUGCCGCACCGGCAACAUCAUCAUCCUACUCUCUACCACUCCAACCCACGUUUUUCUUAUCCACACGCCGCGGACUUGGCCAAGUGACCGCCGAGGCAGUUCCCCAUCAGGUGCCCAAACACCGCGUUAGACGGUCCCAGCCGCGUCUUCGUCGUUUUUUUUCGCGAUACGCCAAGUACCGGCGUUUCAGUGGCGUUUUUGGUCCUUCGACUCGGAUAACGAAAAGAGUGCCGUCCCGUUAUCGAAAAGUGCCGGCGGUAACGACGUGCCGUUUGGAUUUUGUGUUUCGAUAUGCAAGUUUAUUGACCGCCGCUUGGUGUACUGGUGGUACGACAUCUGUGCAAUCUCUCUGUGCGCGUUUUGUGCCCGCUGUUAUAGAUAGGCUCGUUUUUCGGAUUAAAGAGGAUCGUGCCGUUUCUAAGGCGGCUCUUGCCGAACAUGUAAACUUAUAGUGCAUCAGCCAUAUGGGACUCUCAAGAAGCCCCAAAAAUCUACCUCCUACCAUGAAGAACCGUACGUCGAAGGCUGUGAUCAUCAUAAAGACGGAAGGCACCUGAAAUACAAAAAUGAGACCCCUAUCGUUCGAGAACCUUCGUAGGUUAGUCGGGGGCAAGAAGAAGAAAAAGAAGGAUGACUCCGGUUUCAGAAGGAGCGAAUCAUUCAAGAGGAUAUCAAUACGAAAGAGCUAUCUGGAUCGCGGCAAGAAAAAGAACUUAUCGAAGCUGGAAGUAGCCACGCAAACCGUUCCCGAAGAGGAACUAUCCAAAAUUUUUGAAGCCACGUGCAAAGUCGACUCCGCCAUUCAGGUGGAUAGAGAUGAGCCGUUCCAAAACACCUAUAUGGAGCUGCCGAGGAGAAAGCAUGUUCUUCCAAGCACCACCAAGAACAACGCUCAACCGGAGAAGUUCAAGGUGAAAGAGCCACCUUUGACGUCGUUCGGUGGUAAGGGUUCUGAGAGGACUGUUAUAUACGUACCUGCCUCCGACGACAACCUCCCUCCUCCUAUUAUCGAGGAGAUAUCUUGCUCCCCAACCCUUAGGAGGAGAUCGUCGCAUUCCAGCAUCCUGGAACGGAAGGAGAGCAACGAUUCGGCAGUGGAGAUGUUUCCUUGGGGCGAUUCCGUAGAUAUUAAGAAAUCCCCCUUGAUGAGGGAUAAGACGAAACUCAACCGUUUACCUUCGUUGAUGCCGACUGAUUCCGGCAACGAAGAGAUGUGCUCGCUUUCCAUCAGUCUGGGUAGGAUCUGGAUGGACGCCCCUAGGGUAAUGUCUCCUAGAAGCCUGGAGAUACCGAGGAGUAACGAACGCCAAUCGAACCCACCAGCACACAACUCUCUGGACAGCGCGUUGCGAGACAUGAAGGACGACAGAGUGAUAUCCAAUCGCCUUCAGAAGAGGCAAGGGUUUUACGUGAGCAGAACCUCCUCUUCCAACAGCAACACCACGAAUUCGACUGGUCUUCUUUCUAGCAGGGAUUCUGGCUUAUCAUUUUCUGUGCCGACGUCUCGUUUCUCCGACUUCAAUUCACCCUUUAAGAUGACCUCGGGGUUCUUCAAUAAACAGCCAAAACCGAGACUGUCGGUGAGUCGCGACGGUUACUUCAAGAGGACUACCUUGGCGGAGACCAACAGACGCUCGGUGAAGCGGAAGAGCAGCAGGAAAAAGAAGAACAAGCUGACGAGAGAGGACAAACGGAGGAGCUGCAAGAACGACAUCUACCAGGUGGUCGUUGGCAGGCGUCCGCGUCAGCUGAGCUUCCUCAAGCUGGACCCUAUGAUCUUCGUGCCUCCGGAGAAGAGGAAACCCUCGAUGAAGAGGAAGAAGUCCUUCAGGAGUGAGAUGUGUGAGAUAAGAAACCUGAAUCCGACGGAGAGUGUCUACGUGGGCGUCGACACGACUACGGACGAGGAUCUGUACGAAAGCCUACCGGGGGAUCUGGACCUGGAGCUGUGGGAAGAUGGGCGAUGCGAGAACGGACACCUUUCUGAUGACAGUUCGCAAGACGAUGAAGUGAGAGGGUCGGUUUGUGAAGAGACCGCUCGGUUGUUGAGCGAUUCCGACGGUGACUCUGUUGAUAGUAAUAGUGAUAGUGAGUGGAAGUAUAUACCGACGACCUCGGCGAAGGUGGCUCGACCGAUCAAGAGGAAGAAGUCGAUCGGUAUAUCGCGUAAGAGGAAUGCUACGUUUGUCGUCAGACCGACCAUCAUAAGGGCGCCGUCCACCUUGAGAAGACCUAACAGAAAAUGCGGUGACAUCACACAAAAAGGAUAUGAAAAGAAGAGGACGAAACUUCUCUCAUCAUAUGUGCCUAAACAAAAUUCAACCGGAAGCGGUUCGCACGAGAGCGGCAAAAGCAGCGGCGGCGACAAUGGGACGGCCGCCAAGCCGCAACAGCACACUAGACGACGCACGCAACGGCGUGUCACGCACAACGAGAAACGAUACCACUCAGGUUCGAACCCCGUUUAUUCCGAUGCUGGGGAUGCAACUAGCGCGAAAGAUUCCAAGGGCAGCAGCCAGCAAGGCCCGGCCAAUCGGGCCGUACGUAGGGGCAAUCGAAGGCUCACUCGACACGAGAGCCGUUAUCACUCAGAGGUACGUCAAGAAGCUGUCCAAAGAGCUCUCGCCCAAGCAAUGCAGAAUAGGCUCAAACCAUCGAUGCCGAUGCCGUCCAAAAGGACAUCUGUGAUGGCCAGAAGUCCCGAUAGAGAUCGACACGACUCAGAUUCAUCCUCCGAUGAAGAUAGCCUGGGCAACGAGGAACUGGUAGAAACCACGCCCGACAAGGAAAGACCUAAGGACAGGAGUACACCCCAGAUGUUUCCGCCACCCCCUUUGUCGGACACAAGCAGUACCGGUUCGCCGCCCCCGUUGAACUACAGGGCUCGUCUGCCGCCACCGCCCAACAACUGGGACCAUAGAAUGAAACAUGAAAUGACUGAGAUUAACGAUGUUAUGCAGAAUAUAAGGCCAUAUUCACAACCUCCUGACGUAACCCACAACACUGCCCAAGGAGGACGUAGACCUCCAGCCGCCGAUAGACUGAAUAGAUACGCAUCAUCGACGUCAGACGACACCAUCGGUACUGGUACCGGAAAAUGGAAGGUGUCUGCUAAAAUACAGCAACUCCUCAACACAUUGAAGAAGCCUAAGAGGAGGCCUUUGCCGGAAUUCUACCAAGACGACGAUAUAGAGCUAGAAAUAGCCGCCAAUCCGAAAGAUCCCAAUGCGCCCAAACCUGAAGGUGGGUGUAUGACGCCUUCCUUGGGAGAUCCAUUGGCUAUUCCUUCUGGUCUACCGAGAAAUAUCGAAGCUGCUAUAUCGAGAUAUGGCUGUGCUUCAUUCAAGGCUCCUGUCGCCACUGUGCUAGAUCCUAAUGGUAAACUGACUGUGACCUUAACUUACGGAAAACUACUCACCCGAUCGUGGAAAAUCGCCUACGCGUUGUUAACCAAAUCAUUCGGCAAGAACGGCGAUACGAGUCUCAAGUCGGGCGAUAGAGUGGCCUUGGUUUACCCUAACAACGAUCCUAUCAACUUUAUCUGCGCCUUCUACGGCUGUCUACAAGCAGGCAUUGUGCCAGUUCCAAUAGAAGUGCCCAUCACGAGAAGGGAUGCGGGAUCUCAGCAGAUAGGCUUCUUGUUGGGCAGCUGCUCGGUGCAGGUGGCCCUCACCUCCGAAGCAUGUUUGAAGGGCCUGCCCAAAACCACUUCCGGUGAUGUGAUCCAAUUCAAGGGUUGGCCUAAACUCAACUGGUUCGUAACGGAACACUUGACGAAGACUCCCAAAGAUUUCACGCCCGAUCCGAGGUUGUCAGAUGAAACACCGGCAUAUAUAGAAUACAGCACCGACAGGGACGGAUCAGUCAUGGGAGUGACCAUCACAAGGGCGGCGAUGUUGCAACAUUGCAGGAUGUUGACGAUGGCCUGUAACUACACCGAAGGCGAGAAUAUGGUCUGCGUGUUAGACUUUAAGCGUGAAGUAGGUCUGUGGCAUUCGGUUCUAACCAGUCUCCUGAACGGUAUGCACGUGAUAUACAUACCGUACGCGUUGAUGAAGGUGAAUCCAGCCAGCUGGAUGCAGAUGAUCACCAAGUAUAGGGCUUCGGUCGCGGUGGUCAAGUCCAGAGAUCUCCAUUGGGGUUUGCUGGCCACCAAAGACCACAAGGACAUAAAUAUGUCGUCGUUGAGGAUGCUUCUGGUGGCCGACGGUGCCAAUCCUUGGUCGUUGAGUUCUUGUGAUCAGUUCUUGUCCGUGUUUCAAAGCAAAGGGUUGAGGCCUGAUGCGAUAUGUCCCUGCGCCAGUUCCAGCGAAUGCUUGACUGUUUCUGUGAGAAGACCCGGGAGAGCUGGAGUGAAUUCGACCGGAAGAGGAGUGUUGUCGAUGCAGGGCCUCAGUUACGGAGUGGUCAGGGUGGAUCAGGAAAAUAGCCUUACCUCCUUGACCUUGCAGGAUUGUGGGCAGGUGAUGCCUGGGUGUGUGGUUGUGGUGAUCAAGAUGGAAGGGCCUCCUUUCCUAUGUAAAACUGACGAAGUAGGUGAAAUCUGUGUCAACUCCGGAGCUAGUGGUACGCAAUAUUGGGGAUUGCAAGGACUGAGUAACUCGACCUUCAAAGUGCAACCGAUUACUGCUGAUGGAAAGACAAUAGGAGACGCUGAAUAUACAAGAUCUGGCCUUCUUGGAUUUCUGGGUCCGGGAGGAUUGGUUUUCAUUUGCGGUUCCAAAGAUGGACUGAUGACAGUUACUGGUAGGAAACAUAAUGCCGAUGACAUCAUUGCUACCGUAUUGGCUGUGGAACCAAUGAAGUUCAUCUAUAGAGGAAGGAUAGCAGUUUUCAGUCAUAGAGUUUUGAGGGAUGAGAGGAUAUGUGUUAUUGCAGAGCAAAGACCUGAUUGUAGUGAAGAGGAAUCUUUCCAAUGGAUGUCCCGAGUACUUCAAGCAGUAGAUUCGAUACACCAAGUUGGCAUUUACUGUUUGGCAUUAGUACCUCCUAAUUAUCUACCGAAAACUCCUUUGGGAGGUAUACAUUUAUCUGAAACGAAAAGGAGAUUUUUAGAAGGAACUCUACAUCCUGCUAAUGUUUUAAUGUGUCCACAUACAUGUGUUACGAAUUUGCCAAAACCCCGAGAAGUGCAUUCAGCAACCGACUGUGUUUCAGACGUUGGCCCCGCGUCUGUUAUUGUGGGAAAUCUUGUGCAAGGUAACAGACUGGCCUGCGCUCAAGGCAGAGAUGUUGGGGGUUUGCAGGAAGAGGAGGACUCUUCGAAAAAGCAACAAUUCAUCACAGAAAUCUUGCGGUGGAGGGCGCAUAGUACCUCAGAUCACACACUGUUUACCUUAUUGAACAGCAAAGGUACGGCUGCUAAGGUGCUUACUUGUUCAGAAUUGCACAAGAGGGCUGAGAGGAUAGGCAACCUUCUGAACGAGAAAGGAAGGAUAAACACUGGUGAUCAUGUGGCUUUAAUCUUCCCUCCGGGAUUAGAUUUGAUAUGCGCUUUCUAUGGAUGCUUAUAUGUAGGUGCUGUACCCGUAACUAUAAGGCCACCCCACCCCCAAAAUUUGCAGACUACCCUUCCUACAGUUAGGAUGAUUGUGGACGUUUCUAAAUCUGUAUUAGUAUUAUCUUCACAGGCUGUGAUCAAGCUUCUGCGCUCCAAAGAAGCAAGUAACGUUGUCGAUAUCAAAUCUUGGCCUCUCAUAUUAGAUACUGAUGAUAUGCCCAAAAAGAAGUUACCAGUUCUUUAUAGGGCACCGGCUGCCGAGAUGCUCGCAUAUUUGGAUUUCAGUGUUUCCACAACCGGAAUGUUAGCCGGCAUCAAGAUGUCCCAUGCUGCUGUUACGAAUCUCUGCAGGAGCAUGAAGCUUUCCUGUGAACUGUAUCCGAGCAGACACAUCGCUUUGUGCUUGGACCCAUAUUGCGGUCUAGGCUUCGCUUUAUGGUGUCUGAGCAGCAUAUAUUCGGGCCAUCAUUCGAUCCUAAUACCACCGUCGGAGAUCGACGUAAACCCCGCCCUCUGGCUGACAGCUGUCAGUCAGAACAAAGUUCGCGACACCUUCUGCUCAUACGGCGUCAUGGAACUGUGUACGAAAGGACUGGGAUCGUCGGUCAACCAACUGAAGACGCGCGGUGUAAACCUGGCCUGUGUGAGAACUUGCGUGGUAGUAGCAGAAGAAAGGCCUAGGAUAAACCUGACUACCAGCUUCUCGAAAUUAUUCAGUGCUUUAGGCUUGAGCCCCAGGGCCGUAUCGACGAGUUUCGGUUGCCGCGUGAACGUCGCCAUCUGUCUGCAGGGUGCUUCUAGUCCCGAACCGUCCUCCGUGUUCGUAGACCUGAGGGCGUUGCGCAACGAUCGCGUCAGCCUGGUGGAGAGGGGAAGCCCGCACAGUUUGUGCAUCAUGGAGAGCGGAAAAUUGCUGCCCGGCGUCAAGGUCAUCAUCGCUAAUCCGGAAACGAAGGGCCAGUGCGGCGAUUCGCAUCUCGGCGAGAUCUGGGUGCAGAGCGGCCACAACGCCAGCGGUUAUUUCACCAUCUACGGCGAGGAGAACGAGUGCAACGACCACUUCAACGCCCACCUGGUGACCGGGAACACGGGAGAAGUUUACGCCAGGACCGGGUACCUGGGCUUCCUGAGAAGGACGGAGACCGCCUCGAUCACCGGGUCCAAUAGGAGCGCUCUGGAAGAAACGAUACUGGGCAGGGACAGCGAUACGGAAUCCUUGAAUUCGUCACAUCACAUUCUCAACGCCUCAUCCUCCGACAGUCCCGAACAGCACGACGCUGUAUACGUGGUCGGGGCUUUAGACGAAACGAUUAUGCUUAGAGGCAUGAGAUAUCACCCUAUCGAUAUUGAAAACAGCGUGAUGCGGUGCCAUAAGAAAAUUGCAGAAUGCGCUGUUUUCACUUGGACCAACCUUUUAGUUGUAGUGGUAGAAUUAGAUGGUAAUGAAAGUGAAGCCUUGGAUUUAGUACCAUUAGUGACAAACACAGUACUAGAAGAGCACCAUCUCAUAGUUGGAGUCGUCGUAGUUGUAGAUCCGGGAGUUGUUCCGAUCAACUCCAGAGGAGAAAAACAAAGAAUGCAUUUGAGAGAUGGAUUUUUAGCGGAUCAAUUAGAUCCAAUUUAUGUGGCGUAUAACAUGUAAGAUGUAAUUCAUUAAUAAUCAGUUCUUACAAUUAAUUUGGCGUGAUCGAACGAACUUUUGAAACAGAUAAUACUGAGGUGAUAUCCUUGAGUUUUAAUUUUAUAACCGUCAAUGUUGUAAUCACUAUAACUAAUUUUGUUCACUGAUUCAACCAGGUGAUGAGGAAUAAAUAUUUUUAUGUUGAAUUAGCUCUCUGCCAUAGAAAUCCUUCAGUAUUACUUCAAAAGGGAUUUAUCGAUUGUAGAUCACUCCAGUGAUAAUAAUCGUAUCUUUUUGUACAACUAGAAAAUUCGGAAAAAAGUCGUAUAAUAAUUUGGAUCAGCUGAAAAUUUUGCACAAAUUUUAUAACAGUUGUUGGAAAGCUCAAAAAAAGAUCUAUAUUUCUAUGAAAGAAAUUGUUAGCAAAACUUGUUAGUUGUGUGUCUGUUUGCUGAUGUCAUCAGACUUUUUCAUUACACAACAAGAUAUGUUCGAAGUAAUUCAAAUUUGAAAUUUCCAAGAUGUAUUUCAGCUCAAAUUUUUCAAGUCUCAACAUUUACAUGUUAGUAGUUUAGAUGUAAAUAUUAUGGCCUACUGCCGAUAGUGUAUUGUAUCAAUAGAUUGUACAGUCAACAUCUCUCUUCUGGUAUUUUUUUUAGAUUUGAGCAAACUAUCAUGUGAUUAUGAACUUUUUGUGAUUUAAGUUAGCCGUAAGCACCUUUUUUCAUUUAUUAUUAUGUUCCAUGAAAUGAUUUCUUGAAGUAAAUGAUUAUUUAUUAAGAGUCUAGUCUAACUUUGAUUUGGCCACGUCCCUGAAGAUUAUCACAGGAAAAAAACAAAAUCUUCGUGGUUGUGAAAAUAAAAUUUUAUUUUUAAUUUGUUUUUUCCAUUAUUGGAAUCUUUCAGUUUUUUGUUAUCCAUAUUUCAUAAUGAUUUAAUGACAUCACUUGAAAGUUUUUAAAUGCGUUAUGAUUCUUUUAGUUUCAAUAAAUGAUGUUAAUUUAUUUAAACUUCAUAAGUUAGGAUUGAGUGCAAUUUAAGAGAAUAAUUAUAUGCAUUGUGACAUAUGGAAUUCUAAGAAAAACAUUUCAAUUAAUCAUUAAUAAUUCUAACAAUUGAAAACUGACUGAAAAUUCAAAUACUUUAAUACCAACUCCACUUCUGGAUUGAUUUUGAGAUAGUUUUAUUUUUCUGAAAUAUUUAUUUAUACCUUUGUUAGUAUUAUUUCUUAAGCAAUCUUAUUCAAUGCUCUUUUAAGAGCACAAUAUUUUAAUCAACAUUGUGUGACAAUAUGAUUUUUCUUUGUUUAUGUAUGAAAUUGCCAUUCAAGGCCGAAAUUUUAGAAAGAAUUUCAUGAAUACAACAAGAAAUAAAUGUACCUUUAUAUCAAA